UCCGUUAAAAAUACAUAAUUACAAUAAAAAAAUGUAGUAUACAGUGAUUAUUAUGCAAAAAGAGUAUAUCUCUUUUUGUAAGAUUACGAAUUUUUAGAACGUUUCAAUAUCUGCCAUUAGGUUAGGGCCUAGUAGUAGGUGCGUAGAAGUACUGGUCUGUAUCCCAGUAUACCCCAGAGCACCAAGCCUAUACGCAUUGUACGCUAGGCAAUUAUAGGAUAGGAUAUUAUAAGUGUUAGAUUAGCUAGGAUAAUGUUGGAUAACGUUAGCUUGUAGUCAUUAGGAUUAGGUAGUUCCUGUACAGUAGGAGUGUGGCGUCAAGCUACUAUCCCGCUGUACACACUGUAAUUUGUCUUUGGCAUUUGUGAAUGACAAAUUGAAAUGUCAAGUUAAUGUCAAUGUCAGUUUUUAAAAGUAAACUCAAAUUUACUAUUAGAAGGGCUGUGUAAAUAAAUAUAUAAUUAUUUUUAGUUAAAUUUAGAGAUUAGUGUUGCAAAACAUAGCUCGACUUCGUCUGAGGUAGUGUACAUAGCAAGAGUUCGUCUUCGCAUUGAAGGUUCGGUCUAAAUCGUGCAGUACUGCGGCGGCGGCGCUACCGCAAUCAAUCACGGUGUUCGCAAUGUGGGAUUCGUCAGCGUUCUUGGGUGCGCUGACACCCAAGUUCUACGUCGCACUCACGGGCACCUCUUCGUUGAUCUCUGGGCUAAUCCUGAUCUUCGAGUGGUGGUAUUUCCGCAAGUAUGGCACGUCAUUCAUCGAGCAGGUGUCACUCACGCACCUCGGGCCGUGGCUGGGCGGCGGCGGCCCGGCGCCGGAGCCGGACGCGGCGGAGUGCAAGGUCUGGCGCAACCCGCUGUCGCUGCUGCGCGGCGCGGAGUACGGGCGCCUGUGGAGCGCCGCGCGCCGGGCGCCGCUCACGUACUACGACAUGAAUCUCUCGGCGCAGGAGCAUCAAGCUUGGUUCGGCUGCGGAGCUGAGGGCCCUGCGGAGGAGGCCAUGGCGCGCGCCUGGCGCGAGCGCGAGCCCGGCGCGCGUGUGGCCGCCGCGCGCGCCGCGCUCGCACUGCGCAGCGACUGCGCCGCCGCGCUGCUGUUGCUGGCCGAGGAGGACGCGCCCACCGUGCACGAGGCCGAGCGCGUGCUGCGGCGCGCCUGGCGCGCGGCCGAGCAGGCGUGGCGCGCCUCGGCGGCGGCCGGCGCGGCGGCCGAGGCGCGGCGCGACGCGGCCGUGCUGGCGCACGUCAAGCGGCGCGCGGCCAUGUGCGCGCGGCGCCUGGGCCGGCUGCGGGACGCGGCGCGCCUGUUCAGGGAACUAGCGCGCGACGCGCCGCCCGCGCUGCAUGCGCUGGCGCUGCACGAGAACCUGAUCGAGGUGUUGCUGGAGCAGAAGGCCUACGCCGACGUGCAGGUCGCUAUUGACUCUUCGAUCUCUUUCGCAUGCAGCGUGAUUACGCGUUCUGACUUCCUAAUUAUACGGUGUUCGGUGUACUAUUAG
This is a messenger RNA of Spodoptera littoralis (African cotton leafworm), 1495 nucleotides long. The record is from the annotation of a GenBank genome assembly. NCBI's taxonomy places the organism in Eukaryota, Metazoa, Arthropoda, Insecta, Lepidoptera, Noctuidae.